AUGGAUGAUUUAGUUUUUAUUGGUGAUUGGAUAAAGGACAGAGUUUUGGGAUCCGGAAGUUUUGGCAUUGUUGUACUUUGGAGACAUAAAAAUAAUGAAGAGAAACUUGCAAUCAAGACAUGUAAGUGGAGCAAUGAGCUCACUGCUAAACAUAGGGAGAGAUGGACAAAAGAAGUAGAAAUGUUACAAACUUGCAACCAUCCGAGUAUAGUGGGAACAAAAGAAUUACCACCAGAAUUUUUGACGGGACUAGCUCGCGCAAAUCCGUCAAGGCUACCUAUUUUAUGUAUGGAGUAUUGUAGUGGUGGUGAUCUAAGGCAAUUAUUAAAUAAAGCCAACUCAUGCUGUGGAUUAAAAGAAACACAAGUUCGCAAAAUACUCAAAGACAUUGGUAGUGCUAUGCGAUUCUUACAUAGUAAUAAAAUUACUCAUCGCGACCUUAAGCCUGAAAAUAUUGUUGUGGAUGUGAAACCUGCCACUAACAUAGGUGCUGAUCAAAAUCCAACUCUCAACAUUGAAUCAUAUAAAAUUAUUGAUCUCGGCUAUGCCAAAGAAAUUGAUUCAAAUUCUAUCUGUGCUAGUUUUGUGGGUACUCUUCAAUAUUUAGCACCUGAAUUAUUUUACAGCAAAACUUAUAGUAAUUCAGUAGAUUUUUGGUCAUUUGGAUUAUUAGCUUUUGAAAUAAUUUGUGGAGUCAGACCAUUUUUACCAUUUAAAGCCCCUGUUGAAUGGAUGCCAUUUGUUAAAAAAAAGUCACAUGAUAAUAUAUGUGUUCAUGAAACAUUUCAUGGUGACGUCAAUUAUUCAAAUGAGAUUUUUCCAGAAAAUCAUAUAUCAAAACCUUUGAAAGCUCUUAUUGAAGAAUGGUUAAAAGUAGCCUUGGAAUGGGAUCCUAAAUUAAGAGGGAGAGAUUCUCCUUCUAAAGUAACAUUUGAUAUUCCAUCAGAAGGAAGAAAUACCUAUGUAGGAAGUAAUGUGAUUAUUUUUAGUUCACUUGAACAAAUUCUUUCAAAAAAGAUAAUAAAAAUAUUUUGUGUCACUACUAUGUCACAUAUGGCCUAUGAGAUUUACAAUACAACACAAAUUAAAGAUAUAAAAUUAUGGAUUUAUGAGGAGAUGAAAUUUCCAGCUGAAGAUCAGAUAAUAAUAUCACAAAGUUCUUAUAUUAAUCUAAACAAUGAAGAAAUAGUUAUGAAUUAUUUUGAUGAAAAUAAGGCAGUUAUGCUAUAUCUUUAUAAUAAGAAGAAAAUGCUAGAUGACUCUGUACCACCGACAGUUCCAAAAGCGGUCCAAAGAAUUUUAGAAAAUCCCAAAACAUUGUUCAAUUAUAGAAAUAGCCAGAAUCUUUACAAGAGUGCUUUCUACUUUAUUAUAUCACAAAUGGAAAUAUAUGAAGCUUUUAUUAAUGGUAUCAUAUUUAGUGCUGAGUCACUAAAACAAGAAAGCAAACAACUAUUAAUAAAGUAUAAUAAUGUGGACAAAGAUAUAGGUAAACUACUUGGGCAGGUUGAGAUAUUAACAAAUAUGACCAAACUGGGGAAAAGUCACAUUGACUCUUUGAAAGAGAAUGAUAUAGGUACAAAUGUUUUAGGUGGUUUUGGGAAAAUAUUUAAAGAUGCUGAUAACUUACUUGAAGAAACACAGAAACUACAAAAUGCCUGGUCACAGAUGUCAGUGAGACUACAAUCAGCUGCAAGAAGAAGUAAUGAAGACAUUUCUGCUUAUGUAAAAGCAUUCCUAGGCAAAUAUAACUAUCAAAAUAUAUUUAUAGAAGCUCAUAAAACUUUUGUCUCUUAUAAUAAGAGUGACUUCUAUAAUGGCAACAGAGAAAAAGAAAGAUAUUGUUCAGACAUUAUGAAACUUUGUUACAAUUGCCUAAAACUCAGAAGUUCAAUUUUACAAGAACUACAACAUCAGCCUUUUAUUAUUAAAUUUAAAGACUUAAACACUGAAUUUGAUAAAAUUUCAGACAUAAUUACUCAUGCAACGGACCAUACAGAAAGGCUUGGGAACAACUUGUCUGCUUUGAUACAUGAAUUCUCCAAUUGCAUUUGGUCUACGAUUAGUGUUGUGGUGCGAGAAGCAGACAAUGUGUCGGACCUUCCUUACAGUGUAGUAUCAUUUCAAAAGCGAGACUUUAAAAUCGGGGAAGCAGUUUCAAGCCAUUGUAUUCCUGUUAACACAGUAGAAGAUGAAUCUGUAAAAUCACUUAUAUCUGAAAGCCUCAAACUAAGACAAAACCAUACAAGUUUAUGUGAAAAAUUAAAGUCACAAAAGAUAUAUUUGCAACAAACUAUCUGUGAUUUUAGCUUUUUAAAUAAUGAU
Brenthis ino (lesser marbled fritillary) is the source of this 2325-nucleotide messenger RNA. NCBI's taxonomy places the organism in Eukaryota, Metazoa, Arthropoda, Insecta, Lepidoptera, Nymphalidae. The record is from the annotation of a GenBank genome assembly.